Cantharellus anzutake is the source of this 3135-nucleotide messenger RNA. RefSeq lists its product as uncharacterized. NCBI's taxonomy places the organism in Eukaryota, Fungi, Basidiomycota, Agaricomycetes, Cantharellales, Hydnaceae. The transcript has 12 exons. The coding region runs from base 1 to 3135 and encodes 1044 amino acids. The record is from RefSeq and is a predicted model, not a curated record.
AUGGCAUCCACUUCUUUCACCUCCUCUUCAUCCGACGACAGUCCCCUGGCUUAUCCCUUCCAAAGACUUCUGGACAACGCAAAAGUGUAUUGGAGAAGUCAGACCCUUGCCUCAAAACCAAGGGAUGCAGUGGCUCUCUCCCUGUCCGUGGAACACAUUUACCAAACUAUGGGUCUCGAAAAUGUGUUCGAGAAGAACAUAGCCCAGGGUGUGGUUCGUUUUGUUUCGUUAUGGGAGGAAUAUUUCCAGGCCACAUACAGAAAAGAAGUAAGGAUUCUUGGAAGUGGCUUUGUGCUCAAUACAUUUUUCCUUUCCCCACAUGGGUCUGUCUUUGGGCAGGGGGAUGAUGCUUGCAAUCUGACAAAAUUCAUGAUAACUGGGGUCCUGCUUUUGGACUACCUCCUAGCCACUCAUCAACCCAGCAGCAGUGAUCGCUGCUGGGCUGUUGAUCCCAGUUACGACAGUUCUUCAAAAAGUGGGAAUUACCCUCUCCCCAUUAAACUGGCUAGAAGUGCGAGUGGAUUCAGGGGAUGGGGGAAGAAAGGCCAUGGGAUAAGCACGGCCAAAUGGAACACUGUUCUCACCAGCACUGCUCAAGAAGGGUCGGAGCCUAACUCCCCUCUAACAUGGGAGGGGGAACUGAGAAGGGCUGCCCGGAUUGAUCAAUCACAGCAUAAACCGUUGGUUCGAAUCGCAAGGGUCGCCACUAUGAUUAGAUUUUUCGCUGGAUUUACCGAUGAGCAGCACCGCGCUCAGACACUGAUAGCCCAGUGUCAAGGGCAGCAACAUCUCAACGACCCCCUCCUUAUCUUGUUGGCUAUAUCACCAACACUGAUCUUCUCUCCCAAUCAUAGUAUCGACAAAACGGCCCCAAACAGUGUUAUAGUGGCAAACGUGCCUGGCAUUGUUUUCACUGGGAAGACAGAUGUUGGGAUGAAGCGGCUGGAGGAGGAGAUUGUAUCAGCCUUGGUGAUUUCCACUGCCCAGGAUAUUGCAGCCAAAACCUCUGCACCAGAAGUACCCCAAAGGCCCAAACGUCAACAGCAAAGGCCAGGUACUUCUCAACAACAGUCAAUGCCAAGCACUUCUGGACAACCCAACCUGGAACUCCUGGAUGUACCUGGCCUUGUAAGGCUCACUCCGCUUCCUCACACCUCCCUGCCAUACCUGACUCCCAGGAAGGGCCCACUGUCUGCUGGAUCUCUUCCAUCCGCACCACCCCAGUCCUUGGAACCAUCACCAGCUAUGGUGGAACCAGGACACCAGCCCCUCUCCCUACUUCCCCCUGCCUCUGGCUCUGGUCAAGAGUCUUUGGGACCAUCGGCCACCACCAUGGAACCAGAACACAAGUCCUUGUCCCCACCGCCUCUUGCCGUUGGAGGCCCCUUGGGACCACCACCCACUAUGGUGGAACUAGGACACGAGUCCUCGUUCUCAAUUCCCCCACAGGAGGACGCCCAAUCAUCCAGUGGGUUGUCCUCUUUGUCUGAUGAUGAUAGGGGAAAUCUGUCUAGGAAGAGGUCAAGAGGGACUUCCCCAGUGGAUGUUGAGUCGGAGGAUGACUCAGUCAAGCCCGGAAAAAGACCCAGGAAGGGCAUUGCACCCAAGCAAGCAGUGCAGCCACAGAAAAAGAAGGGAAGAAGGUCAAAGAAGGCCACUGCACCGAAAAGGACACCGCAGCCCCGGAACAAGAAGCGAUCCGGAUUCAUACCCUCCAAGAUAAUGGAAGCUUCCUCAGAGUCAGCUCCCGAUGAGCCUUCUGUUCCCAGGAGACAACAAGUUUCCAGUGGGCAGCAAGUUUCCGGUGCUAUGGAGCUGGACGUUUCAGCGACCGCUAUGUCAAAACUUGGGCCGAAAAGGUUCUUCAAGCUGAAGGCUUUUGCUGGUUUGCCCAACCUAGGCACAAUGACCAUGAUCACCGUGGCAAGAGGGGAGGAUUACGUCAAGGACCUCCAUCAUUUUGUCAGGAGAUCGUCUAUGCCCAACCUCCAGACCUUGGAGAAGGGGGAGCUCCGGAGACUUAGAGACUCAGAGCCGGAGGAAUUCCACAAGGUCCUCAGAGCCCCAUUCCUUGUCAAUGAUACAGGGGAAGCAGUGGCAUUUCGGCUUCCUGCAGUGCUCGAGGCAAUUGAAGUUGAUGCCUCCACCCAUGUGGAAGUGCAUGACAUGGAUGCUGAGGAGCCAGAUCCAGAGGGGCGUAUUCAUGCGGCUACCAUCUCAGUUGCAUUUUCUGAAAUGGAGAACCUGAUGGGAGGGAAGAUCCUCAAUGUGUUGUCUUUGCCCAGCAUGAGGAGCCCACCCUUGGGAAGUGUGAGCAGGGUUCUUGCAGAUGACUACAUCGCCAUCAACUCUACAUCAUCCAGCCCCUGCAUGAAGGGGAAAUCUCUACUGGUGCCCUCCAGUGGUUGGUCCAUCCUAUCAUCAUGUGGGACCAGCCACCCUCCCCAUAUAGAUGGUAUGGGCUAUGGCACAGUCCUGAGGGUGGUUUUGGGGGCCAAGUGGAUUGUUUUGAGCAAUGGGGAUUCAGAGCUCUUCAACAGGCCAGAUGCCCCUGAAGAUUUGUUCCAUUUGGCCUAUGAGGGUGAUCCAUCAACGCAGUUAAUAUUGCUAACACCUGGGAUUUCUCUCGUCUUGCCACCGGGGACCCCACAUGCAGUGCUUUCUGUAACUGACACGUCGUCAUGCGGAAGCUCAUUGGAAAGUGGUGAUGGAUCUUUCAAAGAAUUGACUGAUUACACACCACCCUCCGAUGCAACCCCUGGUGUCCUAAUGGUGGGGCGCCACUUUUAUAAUCUUGGCACCAUGGACCUGACGCUUCGGGCCUUCUUGCACCAAUGCAAAGGCCCAAGUGGUCCAACCAACAGGAGGGUCAGGCUCAUUGUUCCGCCAGCCUUCCCUCCAACAAUUCCAGUAUGGUCAGCACUAUCGUUGAUCUACCUUGUGUUGAAAUACCGCACAUUCCAGUUUUCAGCAAGUCCGGAUAGAGGUGCAUUCAACCACUUCCAUGAUGUUGCAGAAGAGUUCAUAAGCUUGAUGGGUUGGACAGUCAAGUAUGCAGGCUUUGUGCGGACCAUUAACAAUAUGCUUCAGCGCAGUAGAAUACUUCCUGUAGAGUCCUGGAAUUAUGACGUGUAG